CCAAGUCAAGUUUCCGAGACUACGAGCAAAAGAGAUUCUGCCGGAAGACUGCGUACCAGGUGCUCUUCAACAUCCAUUCUACCAACCUAUUGUUCUCUGUCCCAGGUUCUCAAGCCAAUCCAUAAGGUCCGCCAUGGGGUUGACUUACAACCACUAUCUCGAGUCCGACAACAAAAUCUACGGCUGCAAACUAUGCAAAACGCACCUGGCUCUCCAUGACGACAUCAUUAGCAGGAAUUUCCGCGGCCAGCACGGUAGAGCCUACUUGUUCGACUGCGUGAUCAACGUCAACGAGUCGGAGCCUACGGAGCGGAACAUGACGACAGGCAGGCACAUUGUGCGUGAUAUAACUUGCCGACAGUGCAAAGAGACGGUCGGGUGGAAGUACGACAAGGCGUAUGAGCAGCACGAGAAGUAUAAGGAGGGCAAGUUCAUUCUCGAAGCGGAACUUCUCUGCCAGGUGAAGUAGUCUUGGAGCGGGUUUUGGGAGUGUAGUGGUAGGCGUUCAUGGCGGUCAUGACUUCCGUUUGGGAUACGCGGUGGGCUUUUGUCUUCAUCUGGCGUCUGGGGUUCGGAGUGCUUUGGAUAUUUUCACUCUCGGUCUAUGGGGGGUAUGCACCGGCCCUCACAGCCUUCACAGCGCUCACGGCAAACUCGGGAAUGAUUUCAGAUGGAUCGCUGAGGGGACUCUUCAGAGCUGCUUUCGACAAGCACAGUAGUUCACAAUGGCAUCCCUGUAACGCUACAAGGCUGCUUCUUCCAAGAGGCUCCCGGGCCGGGAGGGCGCACACUCUGGGUUCCGAUUCACAGUGGAAAGCUGG
Messenger RNA from Westerdykella ornata, 821 nucleotides. Its product is annotated as yippee-like protein. The record is from RefSeq and is a predicted model, not a curated record. Lineage: Eukaryota; Fungi; Ascomycota; Dothideomycetes; Pleosporales; Sporormiaceae. The coding region runs from base 134 to 469 and encodes 111 amino acids. The transcript has 2 exons. Gene Ontology annotation, cellular component: ubiquitin ligase complex.